Messenger RNA from Closterium sp. Naga37s-1, 840 nucleotides. Lineage: Eukaryota; Viridiplantae; Streptophyta; Zygnematophyceae; Desmidiales; Closteriaceae. The record is from the annotation of a GenBank genome assembly.
AUGGGAGCGUGGGAGCACAGCCAGGCGUGUGGUGCAACCUUUACCCUCCUCCCCCUUCCCGCCCGAUAUCCCGCCUUAACACCUUUGCACUUCCCCCCCCCCAUUUUUGUUCUUUCCCCUCCCGCACCCCUCCCUCCUCCCCCUAUUGGCUCCCUUACCACAGCCAAGUGGCAGCGCAGGACCCCGAGCUCAUGGAGAUGCCAGGUGGCACCACAGGACCCCGAGCUGAUGGAGAUGUUUGGCGAUGCCAUGCUGGACCCCGAGCUCAUGGAGCUGUUUGGAGAUGCCAUGCUGGACCCACAGCAGAUGCAGGAGAAGAUGGAGGAGCGCAUUCGAUCGAAGCAGGCAGAGCUGCUGGCAGAGAAGCGAGGCAGCGGAGGCACGAUGCAGGUGGCCAUUAAAGAGAUUGACCCAUUUGACAUGUACAUCUGGUUCGAGCUUCACAAGACACCAUCAGAAGACGAUAUGAACACACUCGGCAGUGUCAUCCGAGCAUGGUACGUGGUGGGCAAGCUGGGAGGCUACAACUCCGCCAACCUGCAGCUAAUGGAGGGAGACGAAUCGUCCAAAUACAAGUACGAUGUGGGCACGGCAGCAUCUGCUUUACCCGCCUUGAUGCACAACGUUGGGGACCUGGAGUUUCAAGACAACCUGGGGAGGAUAUGGCUAGACAUGGGUACAGCAGACAUGAUGGCUGUCGACGUUCUCAUCAACUCCCUCAAUGCUGUUAGCUCCGACCAUGUGGGUAUAAGAAAGGUGACAGUUGGCGGAUCAAAGAUGGACGAUUGGGAGGAAGGCAUGACACGGCCUGAAGAUGGGUAUCAAUCCUACAGCAUAUGA